UCCUCAUCGUCGACCAGCUUAAAACCCCAAUUCAAUUCAAUUCAAUUCAAUUCAACAACCUGCGUUGAAGCUUGUUCAACAAUGUCACACUCUAUGCAUUUAAUCUCCAAAACCGUUCCUGGAUAUGGGCCAUCUGAUGGCAGUCGUCUUCCCUGCUCUGGAAUUUCUGGAAAAGCACUGUGCUUAUCACCUAGUGAACACAAGCUCGUUUCUGAUAUCAAGUUUUUACCUUUGAAAUGUGUUUCUAGGUACACAUCAUCUGUGUGUAAUGCAAGUUCUAGCAACUAUAGGAGAAACCCGGAUUUCCCUAAUAACCAAAAAAGGCAUGGAUACUCCCGUAAUCGGAAUAGGCACAAUGAAACGAGAGAAGAAUAUGAAGACCACGAAGAAUCUGAAACUCUCUCCUCCAAAAAUGGACUCCCUCUUUCUGUCUCCAACCAUAAAUAUCAGGCAACUGCGACUACUGGUCCUAGAGAAAAGGAAAUUGUUGAAUUAUUCCGUAAGGUGCAGGCUCAACUACGUGAAAGAGCAGCAAUGAAGGAAGGAAAGAAAAUUGAGGAGUCUCAAGCAAAAAGCAAAGAGAGUGAGACUGUUGAUUCUCUACUCAAGCUUUUGAGGAAACACUCAGUUCAACAAGGGAAGAAGAGCAACACCACCGCUAAUGGCAGGGACUUCAUCCUGGAUCAGGACGAACAGACCAGUCAGUUGAGAGUGGAAAGAAGCACAAGCAUCUCAGACUCAAACUCCACUAGUAGUGUGAAGCAUGAGGCGCAAGAUACCCCAGUCCCACGGCUCAGCCGACCAAAGUCAAACUUCCGUAAAAGAUCUCCAGUCCCUGAAAUCAAAUUUCAACCUGCUUAUACCGAGGACUCUGCUAGUUCUGCCUCAGAGGACAAUGUGGACAGUGAAAGAAAGUGGAGUCAUGUGGAACCAGAAGAUCAUGACGAUAUCCAGGAUGUAGAAUACGAUUCAGAAUCUGACGAGCCUCUCACUUCAGAACUGGAUGCUUUUGAUGAAAUAUCCGGCAUUGUUGAAACGGAGCAUGAUGAUGUAGCAAAAGAAGAUGAUGUGGAUGAAGCCAGCAAUUUGCACGGAAUGAAGCUGACUGAACUGAGAGCCCUUGCGAAGUCACGCGGCAUGAAAGGAUUCUCCAAGUUGAAAAAGAGUGAACUGAUUGAGCUGCUGAGUGGUGGAUCAGUGUAAUUAUUGAUCAUGUAAGUAUACGAUGAAGAUUUUCUUUUGCUCUUUCUGUUACUGUUAGGAUUUUUCUGAGUUAUUAGUUGUUUUAAUACUUCUCAAAAUGAA
Messenger RNA from Salvia hispanica, 1305 nucleotides. RefSeq names its product rho-N domain-containing protein 1, chloroplastic-like. The record is from RefSeq and is a predicted model, not a curated record. Gene Ontology annotation, biological process: DNA-templated transcription termination. NCBI's taxonomy places the organism in Eukaryota, Viridiplantae, Streptophyta, Magnoliopsida, Lamiales, Lamiaceae.